Molecule: messenger RNA, 321 nt
Organism: Aspergillus thermomutatus
Lineage: Eukaryota; Fungi; Ascomycota; Eurotiomycetes; Eurotiales; Aspergillaceae
Exons: 1
Coding region: 1-321 (106 amino acids)
Source: RefSeq, a predicted model, not a curated record
AUGAAGCACCUUUCCCUUGCAACUCUUCUCCUCUCCCUCUCCGGCUCUCUCACAGCAGCCUGGAAUGUCACCGCAUACAGCAACACCGACUGCACCGGCUACCUGACCUGCUUGACGGGGGAACAGGACUGGGGCUGCUACUGGCUCACGGGCGUCACCGAGCCCAUUCAAUCCCUGAGCGCCGAGGACCUUCCGGACGGAUGGAGGUUCAUUGGAUCGAGUGGCACUGCCUGCGACACCUGGCAUCAGUCCGGAGGAGACGGAUGUUACACUCAGAGCCAGGGAUUUCAGUCGUUUGAGAUUAUUGGGUCGAGCAGUUGA